This is a messenger RNA of Phyllostomus discolor (pale spear-nosed bat), 2756 nucleotides long. RefSeq names its product activating transcription factor 6 (gene ATF6). Lineage: Eukaryota; Metazoa; Chordata; Mammalia; Chiroptera; Phyllostomidae. The record is from RefSeq and is a predicted model, not a curated record. Gene Ontology annotation, cellular component: nucleus. Gene Ontology annotation, biological process: endoplasmic reticulum unfolded protein response; regulation of transcription by RNA polymerase II. The transcript is spliced from 16 exons. Bases 243 to 2237 code for a protein of 664 amino acids. Gene Ontology annotation, molecular function: DNA-binding transcription factor activity, RNA polymerase II-specific; RNA polymerase II cis-regulatory region sequence-specific DNA binding.
CGGGACGGAGAGUGCUGCCAGCUCGGAAGGGAGCGGAGCGAUCGGAGUCGCCGGAUCGGGACGCCCGCUCUCGGGUUCGCACGGGAUCCUCGCGCGCUGAGGCGGUCUGUCCGCCUUCGGCCACCGUCGCGCCGGCGCGUUGCGCUGCAUUUUGUCCGCCGGCCGCCGCCGUCCCGGCGUUAGCCGCUGAGUUCCAGGAACCGGAGCGCGUGUGUCUGGGGGCGCGGGCGCCCGCCCGCACCAUGGAGUCGCCCUUCAGCCCGGGGCUCGCCCUGCGGCCGGAUGAGGACUGGGACUCUGUGCUGUUUGCCGAGCUCGGCCGCCUCUCGGACGUGGACGUGGACGUGGACCCGGACGUGGACGCGGAUGCAGCCGACGGGAUCUACGGCAGCAAUUUUGAGAGCCUUGAUUUUGACCUGGACCUGAUGCCGUGGGAGGCAGGCGUGUGGGACGUCGGCAACGACCUGUGCACGGUCUCACCUGUCAAGACGGAGCCGCAGCCCCUCUCGCCGGCCUCCUGCAGCUGCUCACUGUCCUCCCCGCAGUCCGGGGAUUCGGCCUCGCCCCUCCCGCACGUGCCUGAGGAGCUGGAUUUGUCUUCCACGUCCCAGAUGUCUCCCCUGUCCCUCUACGGAGAGAGCUCCAGCAGACCCUGCUCGGCCGAGCCCCUGAAGGAGGACAAGCCCGUCCCCAGUCCCAGGAGCAGAGCCGAAAGCGGACCGGCUCCGAGGAAGAAGCUGCAGACAAACUCCAAACCCUCGAUCCAGCCCAAGCCUCUGCUGCUCCCAGCAGCACCCAGGCCUCCGACCAGCCCCAGCGUCCCCGCGAAGGCCAUCCUCAUCCAGGCCCUGCCCACCCUGAUUCCGGUGGCAAAGCAGCAGCCAGCGAUCAGCAUCCACCCCGCGCCCACCAAAGGCCAGACCGUGGUGCUGUCUCCGCCCGCCGUGGUCCAGCUGCGGGUGCCCGGGGUCCUGCCCGCGCCCCAGCCCGUCCUGGCCGUCGCUGCGGGGGCCACGCAGCUCCCCAACCACAUGGUCAGUGUGGUGCCAGCCCCUGUGGCUGGCAGCCCAGCGAACGGAAAGCUUUCUGUGACCAAACCCGUCCUGCAGAGCGCCGGGAGAAGCGUGGGCUCCGACGUCGCCGUGCUCCGGAGGCAGCAGCGCAUGAUCAAGAACCGGGAGUCGGCCUGCCAGUCCCGCAAGAAGAAGAAGGAGUACCUGCUGGGGCUGGAGGCCCGGCUGCGGGCCGCCCUGUCUGAGAACGAGAAGCUGAGGAAGGAGAACGGGUCGCUGAAGCGGCAGCUGGACCAGGCAGUCCUGGAGAACCAGAGGCUGAAAGUGCCCAGUCCGAAGCGCAGAGCCGUCUGCGUGAUGGUGCUGCUGGCCCUCGUGCUCCUGAACUGCGGGCCCUUCAGCACGCCGGAGCAGGAUUCCCGGAGAGCGAGCCCCAGCACGAGCCCUGUGAACCAAAGGAGGCAUCUUCUCGGGUUUUCUGCCAAGGAGGCGCAGGACACACCCGACGGCGUCAUCCGGAAGGACAGCUUCAGGUACCCCCACGCCGUCUCCGAUGACAAGGCCCUGAUGGUGCUGAGCGAGGAGCCCGUGCUGUACCUGCCGCCCCCUCCGUGCCGGCCCCUGAUCAACACCACGGAGUCCCUCAGGCUGAACCACGAACUGCGGUGGUGGGUGCACAGACACGAGGUGCAGAGGACCAAGUCGAGGAGGAUGACGACCCAGCAGCCCAAAGCCCACGUUCUCCAGGGUGCGCUGCCGCAGGGCCCGCCUUCGCAGCUCCUGGCCGUCCAGUACACGGAGACCCCCAGCGCCAGGAGGGCGGGGAACGAGCUCCAGGUGUACCGCGCCUCCCCCCGGAGCCACCAGGACUUCUUCGACGCCAUCCGCAGGAGGGGGGACACCUUCUACGUGGUGUCGUUCCGCAGGGACCACCUGCUGCUGCCCGCGACCACCCACAACAAGACCGCGAGGCCGAAGAUGUCGAUCGUGCUGCCCGCCAUCAACGUCAGCGAGAACGUGAUCGACGGGCAGGACCACGAGGUCAUGAUGCAGAUCGACUGCCAGGUGAUGGACACCAGGAUCCUGCACAUCAAGAGCGCCUCCGUCCCGCCCUCCCUGCGGGAGCAGCCGCCGCGGAACCAGACCAGCACCGUCUUUGGGGCCCCCCCCACGGCCGCGGAGGCAGCCCGCGUGGUCGGCGCCAUCCCCGAGUCGCUGCAGUAGCCCCGGGCGCCGAGCGGGACCCCGCAGACUGGGGACAGGGGCCGCGUGCCUCCUCCCACCGCCGUCCUGGUGGCGUCUGACCCGGGACCCGCCCCCAGGGUCAAGUUCGGGGACAGAGAAGAGGAGCUGCUGCAUCUCCACGUCUGCCCCCUCCCCCGCCCCCGGCAGGGCCCCGGAUGCGGACAGACACGGGGCGUGUGGCCCCCCCCCCUCCGGCGAGGCCCCCAGCGGACUCCUGGGUCUCCUGAGUGGCUCCCCCGUGUGUGUUUCCUGUUCGGCCACCACCUCCUGGGGGUCGGCCCCGCUCCCCGCCCUGCUCCUCACUCGCCAGCACGGGCCGCCUGUCGCCGGCCACAGCAGCACACGUGUUGUGGGUCCACGCAGACCCACUGCGCACACCAUGUGCCCCGGAAAUGGGGUUUCGGAACUGGACAGCCCAGUGCACCCCCAGAGCCAGCACAGUGCAGGGGUGCGUUAGGAGGGGGAAACCUCCGUAGGGGGGCUGCCCCACACCCGGGU